AUGACUGUGUUUUCACUGAAACAAUUUAAACCAGUGUUUUCACUGCUUCUUCUUAACCUGGAAGAAUAUUACUUUGAACAGCACACAGCUAAUCAUAUUAUAAAUAAAGGUUGCAGAGACGAAAGAAAAUUCAGAGGCUCUCUAAAAAUCUGUUCAAAGUCAGUCAUUUUUGAACCUGAUGACAAUAUCCAACCCAUUAUCAAAAUACCACUGAGAGACUGCAUUAGUAUAAAAGCGCCAGAAGACAGUGAAGCAAAUAACCCUUUCACACGGGAUACAUCUGGAACGAUUUCUGUUGUAUGUAAUCAGGUUUUUCUCAUUAAAGAAAGAAACAUUAUUGCACCUUAUAAAACAGUAAGAGGUGGAACAGAACACUUAUUCCAACUGGAUGUUGCUGGGAAACUAGGAGAUGUUGUACAAACUCUACAUCAGCUUUACAGGGCUUCUUGCUUAGAUAAGAUGGGAGAUCAAGCUGCAAUGAUAACUGCUAUAUUGCAAUCACGCUUGGCUAGAACUUCAUUUGAUAAAAACAGAUUUCAAAGCAUUUCUGAAACGCUGCAUAUGGAAUGUAAAGCAGAAAUGGUGACACCACUGGUGACUAAUCCAGGGCAUGUGUGUGUUACUGAUGCUAACUUGUACUUCCAGCCUCUUAAUGGAUAUCCUAAACCAGUAGUACAAAUAACACUGCAGAAUGUGCGCCGCAUCUAUAAAAGAAGACAUGGCCUAAUGCCACUGGGACUUGAAGUAUUUUGCACAGAGAACGAUCUAUGUUCUGACAUCUACUUGAAAUUCUACAACUAUCAAGAUCGAGAUGAGCUCUAUUUCCUUAUUGCAACAUAUAUAGAAAAUCAUAUAACAGAGCAUACAGCUGAAAGUUAUAUGUUGCAAUGGCAGCGAGGACACAUAUCAAACUACCAGUAUCUUCUUCAUCUCAACAAUCUGGCUGACAGGAGCUGCAACGAUCUCUCCCAGUAUCCUGUAUUUCCAUGGAUCAUAGCAGACUACUCUAGUUCAGUAUUAGAUCUGACAAAGCCUGAAACAUUCCGUGACCUUAGUAAACCAAUUGGUGCCCUGAAUAAAGAAAGACUGGAUAGAUUAUUGAAACGUUAUCAGGAAAUGCCAGAGCCUAAGUUCAUGUAUGGGAGCCAUUAUUCAUCUCCGGGUUAUGUUUUGUUUUACCUUGUUAGAGUUGCUCCAGAAUACAUGCUCUGUCUGCAGAAUGGAAAGUUCGAUCACGCUGACAGAAUGUUCAACAGUCUUGCAGAAACCUGGAAAAACUGUUUGGAUGGUGCAACAGAUUUCAAAGAGUUGAUUCCAGAAUUUUAUGAAAAUGAUUCUGGUUUUCUAGUAAACAGUUUGAAGUUGGACUUAGGAAAAAGGCAGGGUGGAAAGAUAGUUGAAGAUGUAGAGCUUCCCCCUUGGGCAUCAGGUCCUGAUGACUUUCUUCAGAAGAGCCAAGAGGCUUUAGAAAGUCAGUAUGUAUCAGAACAUCUUCAUGAAUGGAUUGACAUAAUAUUUGGCUACAAGCAGAAAGGAAGUGAAGCAGUUGCAGCUCACAAUGUGUUUCACCCGUUAACUUAUGAAGGAGGAGUGGAUUUAAACAGUAUUAUGGACCCCAAUGAAAAAGUAGCUCUGCUGACACAAAUCUUGGAGUUUGGACAGACGCCAAAACAGUUGUUUACAAUUCCUCAUCCCCGAAGGAUAAUACCGAAGUUGAAAAGCUUGUCUCGAACAUCUAGUCACAGUGUUUCCAUAAUUGAGUCUCCAGUUUCUCCAAAUGAAGAAUCAUUUGAAGAUUUAACAGAAGAAAGUAUAAAACUUGCUUGGAAUAAUAUUGCCAAACUAAAAUUAGAUGAGCAAUAUAAAAUUCACAAAGAGGCGAUUACUGGAAUAGCAGUCACUUGCAAUGGGUCUUCUGUUUUCACUACAUCUCAGGAUUCAACUUUGAAGAUGUUUUCCAAAGAAUCAAAAACAAUCCAGAGAAGUGUGUCCUUUUCAAACAUGGCUUUGUCAUCUUGUCUAAUCUUACCAGGAGAUACCACUGUCAUAAGUUCUUCAUGGGACAAUCAUAUAUAUUUUUAUUCAAUUGCAUUUGGAAGACAGCAAGACAUCUUAAUGGGACACGAUGAUGCAGUUAGUAAGAUCUGUUGGCGUGAUGGACGUUUAUAUUCUGCAUCAUGGGAUUCCACUGUGAAGGUGUGGCACUGUGUUCCUGGAGAGACCUUGAGCAAUAAAAAAUACCACUUUGAACUGCUGGCAGAGUUAGAACACGAUGUUAGUGUGAAUACAAUCGACCUUAAUGCUGCAAAUACUGUACUCGCAUCUGGAACCAAAGAGGGUACCAUUAGUGUUUGGGAUGUUACUACAGCAACAGUGUUGCACCAGUUGCCAUGUCAUUCUGGAACUGUGUUUGAUGCUGCUUUUAGUCCUGACAGCAGACAUCUACUCAGCACAGGAGAGGACUGUUGUUUUAAAGUAACAGAUGUACAAACUGGAAUGCUUAUAUCUUCUGUAAGCACUGAUGAGCCACAGAG
Messenger RNA from Antrostomus carolinensis (chuck-will's-widow), 2534 nucleotides. RefSeq names its product neutral sphingomyelinase activation associated factor (gene NSMAF). NCBI's taxonomy places the organism in Eukaryota, Metazoa, Chordata, Aves, Caprimulgiformes, Caprimulgidae. Gene Ontology annotation, molecular function: protein binding. The annotation marks the transcript as partial. The transcript is spliced from 29 exons. The record is from RefSeq and is a predicted model, not a curated record.